AAACCACAAAAAGGCCAACAAUCUGUGGAUAAUGACAUUUCUCUGUUUGUCUCUAAACAAGGGGCAAUCUUGGAACUUGGAACUUCAAUUUCCCAAUAUUUAGGAGUUUUUAAAAGAAAGAAGAUAAUACGUUACUGUAAGUCUGUAACCACAGAGUGAGGAGCUCAAAGUAUGGAAGAAAAAACGUUGGAAAUGUUUGAAGUUGGAACCUGUGAGGAUGACUACCGGUUUGGUUUUCUCAUAGGGCAGCGGUUCUCGAAGCUUAUAAGGAGCAGGCUGGAGAGAGACCUUAUUCUUCAGAACCAGCUCCUUCCUUUUGCUGGAACAUCACAGGGACAACAGCUCAUCGAAGCCCUCUCACAGACAAACCAAAACAAGUUCUCAAGAUACUGGGAUGAGCUCUUAGGGACUGCGGAAGGAAGUGGUGUGCCUUUUCUCCAUGUAAUGUUCACGGUUCAAAGCAUUCAAACUGUUAUGUCAUUGCAUUCUGUAUCUAAUGCGUAAUAAUCAUGUAGAUGUUCAUCAUUUGCAGAUAAUACUCGUCAAUUUCAGGAAAGAGAUACUUCCCUUCAUUCCAAAGACGGUGGGCGAUACUAAUGUUGAUACCCCAGAUGACUGCUCUGAUGUUAUUGUUGUGAACGAGUCCAUGGCCCUGGCAGCUCAUAAUGAGGAUGCAAACGUUGCACUAGUUGGCCACACGUAUAUAUGAAUCUGGAAGAGUCUUACCUGCCUUGAAUCUAAACAUGCGUCUCUAACAUUUAAACAUCUCCCUCUGGUGUUUGCAGAUAUCUAAUCAAGCGAACACUAUCAAAUGGACUAUCCUUCAUUGGUUACACAUAUGCUGGCGAGCUCCCAAGCUGUGCAUUCGGAUUCAACAGUCAUGGACUGGUAAAUAUUCUUUCCACAUCAUAAAUAAAGGCCAACCUAUGCUCUCAAGAGUUAUCCUGUAAAAUGAGAGUUAAAAACAAUCAUGACUAUGAAAUCUAAUGCUUUGUCGAUACAUACCUUAGGCUUUUACGCUGAAUUCAGUACCUCCAACUGAAGAUGAGAUUGUUCCUGCUCGCAUUGGACGGAACUUUGUCUCCAGAGACCUUCUUGAAGCAACUAGUAUUGCAGAUGCAUUAGUGGUAAGCUCCUCUAACUUUCACUUCUCAU
Rubroshorea leprosula is the source of this 1155-nucleotide messenger RNA. Lineage: Eukaryota; Viridiplantae; Streptophyta; Magnoliopsida; Malvales; Dipterocarpaceae. The record is from the annotation of a GenBank genome assembly.